Molecule: messenger RNA, 1966 nt
Organism: Moneuplotes crassus
Lineage: Eukaryota; Ciliophora; Spirotrichea; Euplotida; Euplotidae
Source: the annotation of a GenBank genome assembly
UAAAACUAUUUAAUUAAAAUUGAGAGCCAAUGGGUUUAAUGGCAUCGCUGGAUGUAAUUCCUAGUGACUAUACAAUAAAAUACGUAAAUUCACUGAUUCCUUCUAAUAUUGCUGGACUAGGACACCAAUUUAAGUCUAACAAAGCGAGAACAAUCAGAGUUAAGAUUGCUAAGAAUAUAAUAGAGGAUAUUCGCUGACCAGACGCUGAUUUGACUGUAGGCUGGCUUUUAAGCGAGGUUACUAGGCGGUACGAUAAGCAUUUUGAAGCAGAAAUCGGUCAGAAUAAGGAUAAUAUUUAUAAAUAAGAAGCUAUUGAUCGGGUUAAAGACGAUAGAAGGCUUCCCAGCUCUUGAUUAUUACCUUAAUUUCUUAGACAAUUGACUCAGGCCACUUAAAAAUGGGACGACUCUUGCUGUACAUUAUGCUAAAUUAAAAGAAGGAGAUGAUUUGGAAAAUGAUCAAUACCGACAGCCAAUUGGGAAAGAUGAUUUCCAUUUCUUGAAAGUUAUCGGAUGAGGAGGAUAUGCCAAUGUAGUGUUAGCUCGGAAGAAAGAUAGCGGAAGACUAUAUGCAAUAAAAAUAAUCAAAAAAGAUCAUCUUUAUGUCAGUACAAGGAAAAGUGUAUACACAUCUGAAGCAGAAAUUAUGAGGAAGCUUAGUGGGUCACAAUUUAUUGUAGGAGUGAACUAUACCUUCCAAACCGAGACUGAGAUUUACUUUGUUAUGGAACCUUGCAUUGGCGGAACUCUUUUUCAUCUUCUCACUCAUUUUCCUAAAGGAACUUUGAAUGCACAAGCGAUCAAGUUUUAUAUGGCGGAAGUAAUAGUUGCUCUGGAAAAGAUACACUCAAAAAAUAUAAUCUACAGAGACUUAAAACCAGAGAAUAUUUUGAUUGAUAUUGACGGUCAUAUUAAGCUAGCAGACUUCGGUUUAUCAAAACAAUUGCAAGAUUUAGAUGAAUUAAGCACCACAUUCUGAGGUUCACCUGAGUAUUUACCACCAGAAAUGAUCUGAGGGUACAUGCACUCUGUCUCUGUUGACUUUUACACUCUCGGUUGUUUACUGUAUGAAAUGAGUGUAGGUUUUCCUCCUUUCCAUUCUCCUAACAAAAGGGACUUGGAUAGGCGAAUAGUCCAUGCUUCACCAAGAUUUCCUAGUGAAAUGGAUUCUGAGACUGUUGAAUUGAUAAACUGGCUGCUCUCUAAGCACCCAGCUGAUAGGCCUGAGUAUAUUAGUGACAUCAAAGAGCAUGAGUAUUUCAAAGAUAUCGAUUGGGACCAAAUUGAGGACAAGAAGGCAAUUCCUCCUUGGAUUCCUGAUUUGACAAAAUGGCAUGCUCCCAAGAGUUUCACUAGCAUUCCUCUUAGUAGAGUGUUCUUAAAGGUUAAGAAAGGUAAACCAUUCAAGAGUUCGAGUGCCAACCCCAAAGAUAAGCACGAUAGAGAAUUCAAGAAGAGCAUUUAUGCUCACGACCAAAACUCUCAUAGAAUUCACCGAAACGAACAGAAAUUUUUAUAAAGAACGAUGAUUUGUACUUGCCAGAAUUCGACCACGAGAUCGAGUCCAAAGAGGAGAAAUCAAUCCGGACACAGAUUCUAUUCUACCUCCAAACUAAAGGAAUCAAGGCCAAGUCUAUCAUGAGUAAAACUGAGAAAACUAAGUGAUCUGAGAAUUUUAAGGAAGAAGAAAAGAAGGAAGAAACGGAGGUUUAUGAGAGUAGCGACGGUGAAAUCUCCCUCUCUUCUAUUUCAGAUGCAAGGAAUUCAAUGACCAAAUACUUUUAUGACCCUAGUAUUAUGAGAAAUAAUAAGCAUUGUUUAGGAGGAGCAACUGGCAAAUUUCACCCAGUUAUUGAUAAGGAUAAGUCCAACAAAUUUAGUACAGACUUAAAUAAAAUAAACAAUGAGAGUCCUCCGAGGUUGGAGAAAAGAGUAGCCCAAGCAUAAAUAACUAAAAGGGCACUUGC